AUGGCGGCUGCCCUGCCAACAACGCAGGUUGGUGCACAGACGGUUGCGGCUCUGCCGACGCAGAUAGGGAGCACAACGAUGCCUGGUGUGCAGACAAUGCCGGCUGUUCAAUAUGCAGGCGCCCCAACGUACACUUACUUGAACCCAUCUCAGCCUUAUACUACCUAUGCGGGCGGGAUGGCAUCACUACCAACGUCAACGUGGAUCCAGCCUGCCGUGACAACUGUGAGCCCACAAGCACUUCCUGUAACCUCUGUGCCAGCAACUUCCAUGCCAGCCACUUCCAUGCCCACAACGGUUGCAGGUUCACAGUACGGACAGUACGUAAUGCCAACCUACACAUACCCCGUGUACCCAGGAGCUUCUUAUCCUAUGGUCUCAGCAUCUGCUCCUCAGAACUUGCCCACCACCAUUGUUGCAAACCCCGCAGAGGCUGGAAUGGCCCCAGCUCCAUCAGAGCAGCCUGUGGUGGCUGAAGUUCAGGCGGCGGCUGUAACAUCGAACGUCAGUGCGACGCCGCUAGUUCAGGCAGCACCAACUCCCACAAAUACGCCCGUGAUGCAGUCUGUUGGCACUGCCAGCAGUGGUGUGAUGCAAUCCCUGGGUGCUGCGAACACACCAGUGACGCAGAUGCAACCCAUGCAAUCUCAAUCCCCAAUGGCUCAGUCCUUCGUCAUGGUUGGCACACCGCAGGCAAUGCUGACUUCCUUGCCAGCUGGCUCGCCUGUCGCUUCAACCCCGCAGGGCUUUCCUCAAAUGUCCCUCCCUGCCACCAGCGCAUCGGUUCCAAUGGACCCGGCCACCAGCCUCGGGGCAUCCCGGCCAGAGUCUGAGGUGAAGACGCAGUCAAAGGAUCUUCGAAAGCCAGGAAAGAAGCCCAAAAAGGGCAAGAACAAGUUUGGCUGCUGUGGUUGCUGA
Messenger RNA from Symbiodinium pilosum, 918 nucleotides. Lineage: Eukaryota; Dinophyceae; Suessiales; Symbiodiniaceae. The record is from the annotation of a GenBank genome assembly.